Messenger RNA from Linum trigynum, 1449 nucleotides. The record is from the annotation of a GenBank genome assembly. Lineage: Eukaryota; Viridiplantae; Streptophyta; Magnoliopsida; Malpighiales; Linaceae.
AUGGCAGCUACCGUAGCACCCAUGCAGCAUCCCACAAUUCCUCCUGCCGAUGUAGUUGGCAAUGCAUUUGUUCAUCAGUACUACCUUAUCUUGCGCCAAUCUCCAGAGCUUGUUCACAGAUUUUACCAGGAUGAUAGUAAGCUUGGCCGCUCUGAAGAGAAUGGGAUCAUGAGUACUACAACCACAAUGCAGGCCAUCAAUGAGAAGAUACUCUCACUUGGUUAUGAAGAUUGCAAGGUCGAAAUUCUGACAAUCGACUCCCAGGAAUCAUACAAUGGUGGGGUCCUAGUCCUUGUGACUGGAUAUCUGACUGGAAAUGAUGAUGUGCGACAGGAAUUUACUCAGAGCUUCUUCUUAGCACCUCAAGAAAAGGGCUAUUUUGUUUUGAAUGAUGUAUUCCGAUAUGUUGAUGAGGCCACGGUUCAUAACGGGAAACCAGAUCCGGUUGAUGAUGUUAAAUUCCCAGCUACUACUGAAGAGGAUUCUUCGCUUGUUAAGGAAAAUAUUAUUUUGGAGCAAGUACCCAGUUUAUCAGAGGAUGUCAAUGGGGGUGAAGUUUACGAUCCAUCCGACAGUGGGGAUGCUUCAGUGGAAGGGGAGGAAGUACCAGUGGCUGAAGUUCUUGAUGAAGUUCCUGAAGACUCACAAAUGGCAAUUGAUUCACAAGUGGUCACCGGAUCUGACACUAAGAUUGAGGAUGUGCCUAAGAAGUCAUAUGCUUCCAUUGUGAAAGUUAUGAAGGAGAAUGCUGCGCCAUUCUCAUUGCCUGCUGCUUCUCCACUGAGAUCAGCUCAAAAGAAUCAAGAGCAGUUGCCUGCAUCGGCACCUCCAUCCCAAGUAUCUGAACCACAUGCCUUGAACUCAAACGGGACUGAAAAUGGUAGUACCCAAGGCAUGGAAGCUGAGGGUCCUUCCAUCUACGUCAAAGGGUUGCCUUUUGAUGCUAACCAUGCUUUGAUUGAGAAUGAAUUCAAGAAGUUUGGGAUAAUCCGCUCUGGUGGUAUUCAAGUUAAAAACAAUAAGGGAUUUUGUUUUGGCUUUGUGGAAUUUGAGGCUGCCAGUGCUGUUCAAAGUGCAAUAGAGGCUUCACCUAUCAUGAUCAAUGGUUUUCGGGUUGUCGUUGAGGAAAAGAGGUCUACAUUUCGAGGAAACGGUAGGGGUCGGUUUUCAUCAGGCGGCGGCGGCGGUUAUAGAAAUGACGGAGUAAGAGGGCGCGGAGGCUUUGGAGGCGUUGGCAGGGCAUACGGGCGCGGCGGGAGUGGCGGCAUUGAAUAUGGGAGCAGGAAUGGCGGCCGUGGUAGUGGUGGAUUUUCAAACCGUGGGGGUGGUGAAGGAUAUCGCAGAUCUGAAAAGACGGGGAACAAUGGUGGUGGGCGUACGAGCCGUUCUGGUGGGCCGCCUAUAAAUGUGGCUAGAAGCACAGCGCCACAUGUGUCUGCGACAGCUUGA